AUGACAGUUGUUGACAUCCAUACUCAUGUCUACCCUCCAACUUUCAUGGAGCUCCUCCGCUCACGAACGACCGUACCCUAUGUGAGAACAUUUCCAGACGCCCCGGAUUCCUCGCGUUUGAUUAUACUCCCGGGUGAGGAUGAUCCCUCUACUCCUUCAACCUCAAGAGGCCGUCCCAUUGGCCCUGAAUAUUACGAUAUCGCUCAAAAGAUAGCAUUCAUGGAUGCCCAUAAGAUUGACAUAUCCGUUAUCUCGCUUGCAAAUCCUUGGCUCGAUUUCCUACCUGCAGAAGAAGCGGGCGCUGCCGCCAGGCGAAUCAAUGAUGAUGUCGACAGCAUAUGUGCUCAGCACCCUGGACGGCUAUAUGCCUUUGGAACCCUCCCUCUUUCCGCACCGGCUGAGGUUGUCGUUGAAGAAAUUGAGCGACUGUCUAAAUUGAAGUACAUUCGGGGUGUAAUCAUAGGAACUUCAGGCUUGGGAAAUGGAUUAGAUGACCCGGCUCUGGACCCAAUCUAUGCUGCACUCGAGAAAUACGAACAAAUCAUCUUUCUCCACCCUCAUUACGGUCUCCCUGCGUCGGUUUAUGGGCCUAGAGCCAACGAGUACGGCCAUGUUCUACCUUUGGCAUUAGGUUUUCCUUUGGAGACAACCAUUGCGGUAACGAGGAUGCUGUUGAGCGGCGUCUGGGAUCGUUUUCACAACUUGAAUGUCUUGCUUGCUCAUUCUGGGGGUACGCUGCCGUUCUUGGCUGGAAGAAUCGAAAGUUGCAUUAAGCACGACGGUCAUUUGAAGAAUCACGGGAAGACAGAGGGCAGGCGCACUGUUUGGGACAUCUUAAAAUCCAAUAUCUAUCUUGAUGCUGUGAUCUACUCAGAAGUUGGCUUAGGGGCAGCUAUUCAGGCAUCCGGAUCUGACAGACUGAUGUUUGGUACCGACCACCCUUUUUUUCCCCCUCUUGAAGAGGAUGUCACAGAAUGGCAUAGUGUCAAUGCAAAUUACGCUGCAAUCUCGGCUUCUUUCGCAGACAGCCCUACAGGAGAACAAGAUGUGUUAGGCAACAACGCAGUUCGGAUCCUCAAGCUGGCGUGA
Molecule: messenger RNA, 1089 nt
Organism: Aaosphaeria arxii CBS 175.79
Lineage: Eukaryota; Fungi; Ascomycota; Dothideomycetes; Pleosporales
Product: uracil-5-carboxylate decarboxylase
Exons: 2
Coding region: 1-1089 (362 amino acids)
Biological process (GO): secondary metabolic process
Cellular component (GO): cytoplasm; cytosol
Molecular function (GO): hydrolase activity; carboxy-lyase activity
Source: RefSeq, a predicted model, not a curated record